AUGCAAUCGUCGACUUCGUUUUCUUCAAUGUCAUCAACAGCAUCAAGUUGUUCGUCUACCUAUGCUUCACGAACAAUACUCGAAGCAAAAGAUUUGCCUUCAGCUGGACCACGAUGCCGAUCAUCAAUGAUAGCAUCUCUCGAUAAUGAUGAAGGUGUGUUUUCUGAACCACCACCACCUCCUCCGCCACCACGUCGUCGCCGCACACAAAUUCCAUCAGCCAAUAAAUCUAUGGCUAAAUGUCGUCAUCUUCUACGAACUUGUCUUACUUCAGCAUCAGCACCUCUUUCGCUACUUACACCAACUAAACUCUCCGAUUCAAUCAUUCGAAAGCAAUAUUUUGCACAAUUAUGUCAUAAUCAUCGGUUACUACUUGUUCUCAAUGAUUACGAAUGUAAAUGUGGUUGUCGUUUUUCAAUGAAACAAGGCGACUUUGUUAUUUUAUACGAAACAAGAAAUGAAUUAUCGAUGUGGUAUAGAAAUAAACUUGUAACAGUCAUAUCAAACGAAUUAGUAUGUUCAAAAAUUCCUUGUGAAUAUGUAUGUGAUGUAAAAUUGUUGCGUGAACGUGUUCGUUCGAGAUAUUGUUCUAGUGAUGAUGAGCAAAGUUUUGAUUUGUAA
Rotaria socialis is the source of this 621-nucleotide messenger RNA. Lineage: Eukaryota; Metazoa; Rotifera; Eurotatoria; Philodinida; Philodinidae. The record is from the annotation of a GenBank genome assembly.